AGAUAAGAGGAUUUAAACUGGAGUGUGAAGCAGCUUGAUAAUUAAAUAUGUGCGCAACAACAGAGGCUUGGGUUGUGGCAACCAGUGUCGGGGUUGUGGAGGCCUUGAAAGAUCAAGGUUUUGGCAGGUGGAACAACGCCGUGAGGUCAAUACACAAGCAUGCCAAGAACCAAGUAAGAUCGGCAGCUCAGGCGAAGAAACUCUCUCAGCCUUCGUCUUCGGCGGCGGCGUUAUCAAAAAAGCCCAGAGAUGAUGAGAAGAUAAACAGGUCAGAGGAGUCUCUCAGAACAGUCAUGUUCUUGAGCACCUGGGGCCCCAACACCUAAAUCAGAAGCUUUAUAUAUCAGAGAGACAAUCCCACACGCAUGCGCGGGCACGGAUGGAUAAUGGACCUACUGAGAAGCCACUUACCUUUCUAGUUUCUAUGGGGUCAAAUCGUUCACAAGCCGUUCUGGCCAUGAUAAGUUGAUACGGCCGUUUAUGUGUAAUGCUUAAAGAUACAUAUGUAAACUAUAAAUUUCGAUUUUGAUUUCUGAAGCGAUGAAAUCUGCUUCUUCGGAAAAA
This is a messenger RNA of Neltuma alba, 564 nucleotides long. RefSeq lists its product as uncharacterized. The transcript has a single exon. Lineage: Eukaryota; Viridiplantae; Streptophyta; Magnoliopsida; Fabales; Fabaceae. The record is from RefSeq and is a predicted model, not a curated record. Bases 48 to 326 code for a protein of 92 amino acids.